Molecule: messenger RNA, 2089 nt
Organism: Olea europaea var. sylvestris
Lineage: Eukaryota; Viridiplantae; Streptophyta; Magnoliopsida; Lamiales; Oleaceae
Product: GTPase-activating protein GYP1-like
Exons: 10
Coding region: 205-1593 (462 amino acids)
Biological process (GO): activation of GTPase activity
Molecular function (GO): GTPase activator activity
Source: RefSeq, a predicted model, not a curated record
GGAACAGUGACCCGACCCACUUACUCACGAUGGAAAAUUCGCAAUCUAUUUUCCCAUUUCAAUUUGAUUUUCAGAAGCUCUAAUUUCAUGCAAACAAUUCGUAACAUAAAUCAAUUUUUUUUUCGUAAUUGACUGUAAUUUUCUCCUUUCAAAUCUUGUCAAUCGGUUAUUGUAAGAGAAAAAAGGCUCAGUGGUUGGUAAACCAUGUCCUUGAGAAGCAACAGCAGCAGCAGCAGCAGCAAUUAUAGUAAAGAAGACGAUCGGAACAAGGAUACUUCUUCUUCACCUUCUACGUUUGAUUCAAGAUUUAAUCAAACUCUCAAAAAUGUUCAAGGGCUGCUCAAAGGUCGAAGUUUUCCUGGUAAGGUAUUGAUAACACAGAGGUCGGAUCCUUUGGAUCAAUCAGCUCUGCAAUCUCCAAAUAAUGACAGAAGGUUCUCGAACGAUGAUACUGAACAAACGGACAAGUUUGAUAGAUCUGUUGAGGAUGAAAUCCAAAACAGAAGCAAUGCAAGUGCCAGUUCAUCAGCUAACAAGACGAAAGCAUCAACAUUGAGUACUGACAAUACAUCCAAAGUGGUUCAGAAAACUGCAAUGGGAGCUAGAUCUACAGAUUCUGCAAGGCUAACGAAAUUCCAGAAAGAAUUAUCUGGAACUACAGUCAUCUUAGAAAAAUUGCGCGAAUUAGCUUGGAGUGGUGUCCCACCUUAUUUGCGUCCUACUGUAUGGAGGCUUCUGUUGGGAUAUGCACCCUCUAAUUCAGAUAGAAGGGAGGGAGUUCUGAAAAGAAAGCGCCAUGAGUAUCUUGAUUGUGUUGCACAGUAUUAUGAUAUUCCUGACAUAGAGCGGACAGAUGAAGAGAUCAGCAUGCUCCGUCAGAUCGGUGUCGAUUGUCCUAGAACUGUUCCCGAUGUAUCUUUCUUUCAACAAGCAGAAGUUCAAAAAUCAUUGGAACGAAUACUGUAUACAUGGGCAAUUCGGCACCCUGCUAGUGGUUAUGUGCAAGGAAUAAAUGAUCUUGCCACGCCUUUCUUAGUUGUUUUCUUAUCAGAAUACUUAAGUGGUAGUAUUGAUACUUGGUCUAUGGCUGAUCUUUCUCCUGAGAAAGUAUCUAAUGUAGAAGCUGACUGUUAUGGGUGUCUAUCAAAGCUGCUUGAUGGUAUGCAGGACCACUACACAUUUGCUCAGCCAGGAAUUCAGAGGCUUGUGUUUAAGCUAAAGGAGUUGGUUAGAAGGAUUGAUGAACCUGUUUUAACCCACAUGGAGGAACAGGGGCUUGAAUUUCUUCAAUUUGCUUUCCGCUGGUUCAAUUGCCUUCUUAUACGUGAGAUUCCUUUUCAUCUUGUAACCCGCUUGUGGGACACAUAUCUUGCGGAAGGAGAUGCAUUGCCAGAUUUCCUCGUGUACAUAUUUGCAAGCUUUCUUUUAACGUGGUCAGAGAAGCUUCAGGAGCUUGAAUUUCAGGAUAUGGUCAUGUUUCUUCAGCACCUUCCAACUCAGAACUGGAAUGAAAUGGAUCUUGAAAUGGUGCUGUCUCGGGCUUACAUGUGGCACACGAUGUUCAAUAAGUCUCCGAGCCAUUUAGCUGGUUGAAGAGCAAAUAACAAUAUCUGUAAGAUGGGCCUUUUUGUGUUACCUUUAUUUGAAGUUUUCACAGAAUAUUUUUCAAUUCUCCGUUCUGUAUUAUGAUUUGUAAUAUUUGUGUUCUUGGUUACUGAAGAAAAGGGAAAGGGAAAAUAAACUCUGAUGUCCAUUUUUUGAUUAUAUUCAAUUGGCAGGCGUUAGUUUAAUUCAUAUUUAUUGAGGCAGAUCCAGAAUACAUUUUGUUUGAACUUCUGAUUUCAAUCUUGUAAAGACAUUGUGGAGGAAGUUUUCGAUUCUGGUUGGCAGUUUUGUGGCUACAGCAGUGCUGUUAGAUGUGUGAUUGAAGGAAGGUUGAUGGGUUUGGGUCGAUGUGGUUGUGGUGGUAUGUUGUGGCAGGUGGCAAAUUUUUUAGUAGAAAUUUACUUUGUACUUAUUUUGCUUUGGAGCAUGUUACAUGUACAUCAAGGCCUACAUAGUGAUUUACACAAUGCUACAUGAUAUUUUA